AUGGAAAUACCCCAGAGGCAGUUGACCAGGGAAGAAAUUAACAGAUGCUAUCUUAGAUGGCAACAGCUUCAGAAUGAGCAUGGAGAAAAUGCUCCAAACGUGCCAGAGUUUAUGUACUUUACCAAAGUUUUGCGUGUAGCAGCAAAACAGCAACAACAACAGCAACAAAAACAGCAACAGCAACAGCAACAGCAACAACAGCAACAACAACAACAACAACAACAACAACAACAACAAUCUCCGCAAAAUGCACAACAACCGCUCCACCAACUAGGUCAACAGCAGCAGCCUAAUGCGACACAAAGUCAACAAGAACAACAACAGCAGCAGCAGCAACAUAAUAUACCAAUACAGACCCACCAGCAACAUCAAACCCGCCAAUCACAGGUGCCGCAGUCACAGGCGCCUGUGAUUGCUCAGCAAUGGAUUCAGCAACAACAAAGAGGUACACAGAACCCCCAUAACCAGUCCUCUGCACAAGCUCCUCAGCAACAAACACCUAGUGGAUCUCAACAAGGCGUGGGAUCGGGAGGAAAUCUCUUCACUCCUGAACAAUCUGAGCUGUUGAAAGCCCAGAUCACCUCCUUGAAGUAUCUAUUAAGUCGUCAAGCGGUGCCAAUGGAGGAGCAGACGAUAAUACAAAAGUCGUUGAACAAUCCACCGGACUUUAAGCGUAUGCUCUUAGCUUUAAGUGAGUUUGUGAAGAAAAAGCAACAGCAACAACAGCAGCAACAGCAGCCACAGCAACACGUUUCGCCGGCGGUGACACAGCAGCCUCCUCAACAGUCCUCAUUCCAACAGAUAAAACAACAACCUCACCAAAUCAUGCAGCAGUCAAUGAAACAACCUAUGCCGCACAUGGUAGGGCAGCAGGGUGGUCGCCAAGGCACACAGGGAUCUCCCACUUUAUCCCAACAGCAAGUGCAAAGUCCUGCAGGUCAGACUCCCAACUUUUUGGAGCAGCAGCAACGUCAGCUCACCGAAGUGCGAGAACCGAUAGGAGGUGCCAAUCAAUCACCUGCCAAUAUCAACCCACCUUCACAGUCUCCAGGCGUCUCAAACCCCAAUAUUAAAUUAGAACUUCGUCCAAGCAGUAUAUCAAGUGAUUCUUCUAGGCCAGAAUUGAGCAAAUCCGAAUCUAGUCCUAUGGAGCAGAUGUCUAUUUCGAGAGGGAUAAACGGGAAGAUGCAGAGCACGGAUGUGAACUCUUUAGAUGAUGAAGGAGAAAAGCCAUCAAAACCACAUCCACCGAUACCGUUAACUGAAUAUAAAACUCAGUACCCCGAGCUAACUAAGAUCAUUGAUGUUAACGUGCCUAAUGUUGUCGUAGAUUCAUUUUCAAUGCCUAAUCUGCCUGAAAGACAGGUAGAUUAUAGAGAACUGUUCCCUUCUAAAGAACACCCCAAACUUAUUUUACAACCAGGAAUACUGCCGGGUGGGGUGGAUGUGCACUCGGCAAUGGAAAUUUAUCAAACUUUGAUAGCUCUUGAUAUUGAUACUGCGGUCGAUGACUGUUUAAAUCAACUGCUGGAUGAUUCUGCCAAUGAGCAAACUAAGAGAAAGGCGAAAUACGAUUAUUACGCGUUACAAUUACUUCCUUUGCAAAAAGCUAUGAGGGGUCAUGUUCUGCAAUUCGAGUGGUACCAAAACUCUCUUUUGACCAAUACCCAUCCUAACUUUCUAUCCAAAAUAAGAAAGAUAAACAUGCAAGAUGCUUUACUGACCAAUGAUUUGUACAGAAGGCAUGAAAUUUUGCAAUAUGAGAGACGGAGGUGUGAAAUAUCGGCUAAGCUAGAGAUGUUAACUGAGAGCUCCGUCAAAUACUACGACAAAAAGCUAGACAAACGUACACAGCGGGUGAAAUUUGGUCAUAGGUUGGUAACAUUACAUGGAAACCUUGAAAAGGAAGAACAAAAGCGCAUGGAGCGCAAUGCCAAACAACGUUUGCAAGCUUUGAAAGCAAAUGAUGAAGAGGCUUAUAUCAAACUUCUGGAUCAAACGAAAGACACAAGAAUUACUCAUUUAUUAAAGCAAACUAAUGCAUUCCUGGAAUCAUUGACAAAGGCAGUGAAAGAUCAGCAACAAUUCACUAAAGAAAAAAUCGACUCGCAUUUAGAAAAAGAGGAGGAAAGUGAAGAGGAAAAUAGCAAUUCAAAGGAAGAAGACGAAGAAGAACGCUUAAAUAUUGACUAUUAUAAUGUUGCUCAUCGCAUCAAAGAGGUCGUUAAAAUCCAGCCAUCAAUAUUGGUGGGUGGCACUCUUAAAGAGUAUCAGAUCAAGGGUCUACAAUGGAUGGUGUCUCUUUUCAAUAACCAUUUGAAUGGUAUACUUGCAGAUGAAAUGGGUCUUGGUAAAACCAUUCAAACUAUUUCACUUUUAACAUACUUGUACGAAACCAAGAAUAUUCACGGUCCUUUUUUAGUGAUUGUACCUCUCUCUACUUUGACUAAUUGGGAUGCUGAAUUUGAGAAAUGGGCACCUGCUUUGAGAAAAGUUGCUUACAAGGGUCCCCCAAAUGAAAGAAAAGCUAAGCAAGGAAUUAUCAAAUCUGGUGAAUUCGACGUUGUUCUGACUACAUUUGAAUAUAUUAUCAAGGAGAGAUCCGUACUGUCGAAAGUAAAGUGGGUCCAUAUGAUUAUUGACGAAGGUCAUCGUAUGAAAAACACGCAAUCAAAGCUAUCACUCACGUUGAACACCUAUUACCACUCUGAUUACAGAUUGAUUUUGACAGGUACUCCUUUGCAAAAUAACUUACCUGAAUUAUGGGCUUUAUUGAACUUUGUUCUACCCAAGAUUUUCAACUCCGUUAAAUCGUUUGAUGAGUGGUUUAACACGCCCUUUGCAAAUACAGGAGGCCAAGACAAGAUCGCGUUAAGCGAAGAAGAAACUUUGCUAGUGAUUCGAAGGCUACACAAGGUUUUGAGACCAUUCUUGUUACGCCGUUUGAAAAAAGAUGUCGAGAAAGAACUGCCGGACAAGGUCGAAAAGGUUUUAAAAUGCAAGAUGAGUGCACUCCAACAAAAACUAUAUCAGCAAAUGUUGAAACAUCGACGUUUAUUCAUUGGUGAUCAAGCCACUAAUAAAAUGGUAGGCUUACGUGGCUUCAACAAUCAAAUAAUGCAGCUCAAAAAAAUCUGCAAUCACCCUUUCGUUUUUGAAGAAGUCGAAGACCAAAUAAAUCCUUCUAGGGAAACUAAUGCUAAUAUUUGGAGGGUAGCCGGAAAAUUUGAGCUUUUGGAAAGAAUUCUACCCAAGUUUCAAGCUACGGGUCACCGUAUUUUGAUUUUUUUUCAAAUGACUCAAAUUAUGGAUAUCAUGGAGGACUUUUUAAGGCUUUUGGGUAUGAAAUAUUUACGUCUUGAUGGUCAUACCAAAUCAGAUGAUCGAACUCUACUGUUGAACGCUUUCAAUGCCCCUCAAUCGGAAUAUUUCUGUUUCCUUUUGUCAACAAGAGCAGGUGGGCUAGGUCUAAACUUACAAACAGCGGAUACUGUAAUUAUUUUCGAUACAGAUUGGAAUCCGCAUCAAGAUUUGCAAGCUCAAGACAGAGCACAUCGAAUUGGUCAAAAAAAUGAGGUCAGAAUUUUACGCUUAAUUACUGAAAACUCUGUGGAGGAGGUAAUUCUAGAACGUGCCCAUAAGAAAUUGGAUAUCGAUGGCAAAGUAAUUCAAGCGGGUAAAUUUGACAACAAAUCAACUGCCGAAGAGCAGGAGGCAUUAUUGCGUUCUUUAUUGGAAGCAGAGGAAGAGCAGAAAAAGAAGCGAGAACUAGGUCUCGAAGAGGAUGAACAAUUAGAUGAUAAUGAGCUGAAUGAGAUUCUAGCAAGAAAUGAUGCAGAAAUCAAGAUAUUUGCCGAUAUUGAUGAAGAGAGAAGCAAAAAACAUCUCGAAGAAGGGAUCACUACUAGUUUAAUGGAAACAUCUGAAUUGCCAGACUUUUAUCACCAAGACAUUGAGGCAGAGAUUGAAAAGGAAGAAAGCGAGGCUGUUAUUGCUGGUGGAAGAGGCACGAGAGAACGGAGAAGUGCUCAGUAUGGGGAUGAUUUGUCAGAAGAACAGUGGUUAAAGCAGUUCGAGGUUAGCGAUGAGGAAGACGAUGAAGAUGUCGACGUCAGGAAGAGAAAGGCGGGCAAAACUCGAGGCAAGUCAAAGAAAGUUAAGAUAGACCCUGAGGCAGAUCCUUCCGGUGAAUCCAUCGACACUUUGAAAGCUGAAAACGAUAAUGCAAAUGAUGCGGUAAUUCCGUCGGGUCGAACUUCGAUGAAGUCAACGAAAAGCAUCAAGAGCAAAGCUCGCGGAAAAUUACGUGCGUCUAAAGAGCGAUCUGGUGUGAAAGCGAAAAACGGGAGAAAUUAUAAUCGUGAUCCGGGAAGUACCACUCAACCGGUGGAUAUUAGGAAAGACGUGGCCACAAAAGCCAAAGAACUAUACGAUUAUGCUGUGAAUUACAGAAACGAGGAUGAACGAAGGUUGGCUGACAUUUUCCUUAUCAAACCAUCGAGAAAAUUGUACCCUGAUUACUAUUUGUUAAUUAAGUACCCUGUGGCCUUCGAGACUGUAACCAAACAUAUUGAAAGUUUGGCGUACGACAACCUGAAACAAGUUUUGGAGGACUUUCAUCUAAUUUUUUCAAAUGCUAGAAUAUACAACACCGAGGGCUCUAUAAUUUAUCAUGACUCGAUUGAAUUAGAGGGUGCUGUCACCGAGAAAUAUAAAGAGAUGACUGGAGAUACCGCUGACGUUGAUUUCACUGAGUUUGAUGAACUUCAUGCAAGUCAACCUCUGGUUCCCCUCUCAAGUGGCAUUGAAACGUCAAACGAUCCUACGCCUACACCGCAAUCAGAAUGA
This is a messenger RNA of Lachancea fermentati, 4848 nucleotides long. NCBI's taxonomy places the organism in Eukaryota, Fungi, Ascomycota, Saccharomycetes, Saccharomycetales, Saccharomycetaceae. The record is from the annotation of a GenBank genome assembly.